UUGAAACGUGACGAUCCGCCUCUGGUUGGUUGGUUAGGUGUUUUGAGGUGGGUGGGCGCACGUGCGCUGUUAUCGUCCGUCUUUGUCUAAUCAAUGUAAAAUUUGAGAUAGCGCUAGGUGAGAAGGUCGUAGCGCAGUGCGCAAAGCAACAUGUGGUAUUUUUUCUGUCAUAUUGAUCUGUCAAGUUGUCAGUGUCAAGUGCUGCGGGUUUUUAAAUAGUUGUGGACACCGUCAACUGCUGGUGUUUCGGUAAAAUCUCCAGGUGUCUUGGUGCGAACUUGGCGUUGAUCUGCAAAAUCGCAAUUGCGCGUUGUGUGAGUCCUUAUGGCGCAGAAUUAGGAGCGUGUGGUGGCAGCUGAGCGCUCCCGAUAUUGACUUUUCGCGACCACCCCGUGGGUUGGUGAGACCGGCGAGUGCAGGAUAACGUGGGGACGCUCGCACGCGUAUCCUGCUGGAGUUCCAGGCACAAGGCGCAUUGCCAAAGGUCCGUACCUCGCGGAGCGGUUCGUGCAAGAGUCCGUCGAUAGUCGAUACUUUUGCUGCAGAAUGGUGUGAUCCCCCUGCAGACGGCGCGAUCUUGAUUGGACUCUCACUAGGACACUGCACCCUCUCCACGGUGCCAUGAAACGCGACAAAGACCCAGACCGACGAGACGUCAUGAAGAAGUUCACGUUUAAAGGCGUUCUGGAGAACUUCCGCACCUCCGUGGCGCAGCAAGUCAAGCCCGACCAGGAAAUCCAAGAGACUUUGCGGCCAGAAAACUUCCAAGUCAAGAGGACGUUCCGCCAUGGCUUCCCUUUUCAACCCACGGCGAUGGCGUACGACCCUGUGCAGCGAUUACUGGCGAUCGGUUCAAAAUGUGGCUCCCUCAGGAUACUCGGCCAACCAGGCGUCGACAUUCACGUCCGACACGACAUCGAUGGUUCUCCAGGGUCUUCAGCCGUCCUUCAUUUGCAGUUUCUUGUUAAUGAGGGCGCUUUAGUUUCCGCAACGGCAGAUGACUCGCUACACCUCUGGAAUUUCAGGCAGAAAGUUCCGCAGAUUGUUCAGAGUCUCAAGUUUCAAAAGGAAAAGAUUACCUGCAUGCAUCUACCAUUACAAUCUAAAUGGCUUUACGUGGGAACUGAACGUGGCAAUGUCCAUGUGGUCCACAUAGAAACCUUCGCUUUGUCGGGAUACGUCAUUAACUGGAACAAAGCGAUAGAAGUUUCUCGAAAGACUCAUCCCGGCGCUCUAGUCCAUUUAAGUGAUAACCCUUUAGAUGCUAGUAAGUUAUUGAUAGGCUAUGAAAGCGGUCAGGUUGUUCUUUGGGAUUUGAGGAACAAAUCGGCUGAAAUGCGAUGGCAAACUGCCGAAUUAAAAAGUGUAGCGUGGCACCAUGAAGGCAAACAGUUCAUGUGCUCGCAUGCCGAUGGAACAUUAACGACAUGGAGUAUUAAAGAUAGGACGAAAUAUCUUUGUAUAUCGCAGCCGCAUGCGAAACUUAACAAAGAUGGCAAGGCGGAACAAUGUAAACCCAUAAAUAAGGUUGAAUGGAAGUCAUCAAGGACGGGAGAAGCAUAUGUGAUAUUUUCGGGUGGAAUGCCUUACGACCAAGCCGGCAGGACACCUAGCAUAACUGUUGUACAUAAUAAAACUACCACUGUGUUAGAAAUGGAAAGUAACGUUAUUGAUUUUAUUACUUUGUGCGAAUCUUUCUAUAGUAGCGAACUGCAGGAACCUUACGCAAUAAUAGCUUUACUACAGAACGACUUAGUAGUGAUGGAUUUACAGACGGCUGGGUUUCCCUGUUUAGAGAAUCCGUAUCCCAUGGAUAUUCAUGAAUCUCCCGUGACGUGUUGCAGUUACUUAGCGGAUUGUCCUGCCGAUCUAAUCCCGGCGUUUUACUACGUCGGGAGGGCGAGCGGGAAUAAAAGACAAGGUUUCUCCGAGAUGGACUGGCCUGUUAGCGGCGGCUCCUGGUCGGCGCAGUCUUGCAGCUACAGCGAAAUUAUCCUCACAGGGCACGCCGACGGCAGCAUAAAGUUUUGGGAUGCCAGCGCCGGCACGCUCCAGGUCCUGUACAAGCUGAAAACGGCGAAAAUUUUCGAGAAACAGCGCGCGCGGUCGUUGGAUAAGGAGGAGGACCCGUUUGCCAUCGAAAUAAUUUCGCUGUGUCCCGAGUCGAGGAAGCUCUGCGUCGCCGGAGCGUCGAGUCAUGUGAUUUUGUUCACGUAUAAGAAGUCGGAGAGUAACGACGAAGUUACUGUGUUGGAGAUUCCUAUAGUUUACGAAGUUCCUGAGGAAGGGGAAAUUUCGCCGGAUUGCCAAUUUUCCGGACCCGGAUCAGCGGGAUCGGAUAUGUUGGAUUUCGACAAUAAAAAAGUAUUAAAAGGGUUUGAGGCGAUUAGGUGGGUUGACGACUCUGAAUUACAGGAUACACCGACGCUUAAGGUUCGUGCUGGUAUCCAAAAGAAACUUCCCGGUUUUCAAGCACAAUUAGUUUGUUUAACCCCUUGGAACAAUGGAGAACCUCCGAGCCAUAUUACUGCUCUUACUAUAAAUAGUUCAUACGGACUGAUGGCUUAUGGUAACGAAGCGGGAAUUGUGAUAAUAGAUAUAGAACAGAAAGUUUGCCUUUUAAACGUGGGCAGUCCCGACCUGUACGGUGCCCAAGACCCAUACUCCAGAGUCCCGAGGAGUCCGAAGCGCGGGGGAACGGCCAGCGACAUCCUUCCGGUAAACAUGGACGACAGACAGCCCCGUAGCCCUAGCAUAGACCAGAUGGGAAGAUCCCCGGAAAGUCCUUAUUCCUUGUGCCCCUACCCCACCCCUGUCGAACAAGCUUCCGAGGCCCUAGAGGAGGACAAAGCCGUCCCGAUACCCCAAGCCGCCACGCGACGCAAGUCCUCCACUUGGAAGGGUCUUAAGAGACAGCUAUCCAGAGUGGAUAUUAAGAUUAAGAACCCGUUGAAAGAGAAAAGGAACUCGAUCUUUUACUCGGACGUUUCGCCCGAUCCUGACAAUCUAGACGAUAUUAAAUCGUCGCCGGAAUCCGAUGAAAAUACGGUCAUCGACAAUCAGAGCGUUAUUGAUUUGACGUUAACUCUUGGUAAAGAGGACCAAAAGGAAGUAUACGAGGAGUUUCCAGCCGAAAUACAGUUCUCGCCGGGGGAGGACAGCGACACGCCUUUCGUGGUGGGCUCGCUCGGGACCCAGUACGAAAUGGGGAAUAGUCGAAAAAUCGGGUUUGCUCUGCGGCCUGAUAAUUUGGAGCUGGUGGACGAAGACGGAUGUCCGGUGCGGCCACCACGCCACGUAAAGAAAAAGAUCGCUGAUAAGAGAGACCAAAGACUGUUAUCUGUACCAAAUAUCAAAUUUCAGAAACCAGAGGUUCAGUCUCUCAAAGAUCUAAGAGACAGGGAGGAGAGCGUUGUCAGCCCGCAGCCGUCGUUUACCGGAAGUCUGAUGAGGCGUUUCAGCCGCGUAGACAAGCUGGAUAGUUCGUUUUCAAGAUCCCGGUCAAGUUCAAUGAGCUCUCUGGAAAACAUCACCUCCGAAGCAAUACAGUGUCUGAUUUUUGCCGACUCUUUUGCGAAAAAAACAGAGCCCACAUCACUUAUACCAACCCUAUGGGUCGGCACAAGUCUCGGAUCUGUGCUCACUAUCCUGAUAACUCCGCCGGAUCCGGACAGCAGAUCAUCGCAGCCUGUCGUCGUUUCGCUCGUUGGCGUUACGAUUUUUCGGCUGAAAGGCGCGAUCUUGUCCAUGUCGUUUCUCGACUGCAACGGCUCUCUCAUACCGAACGCCUACGAGUCCUGGAGGGACGACAACAGGGACAAACGAGAGAAAACCCCAACCAAAUGCCAGAACCGCAUGAGUCCGACGCUGAGCGAUCAGCAAAACAGAGGCGACUCGUUCAGCGACAGGCAGUACGUUGUGAUAGUGAGCGAAAAACAGGCGAGGGUUGUGGCCCUGCCGUCACAAACAUGUGUGUACCGCCAGCAAUUGACCGAUGCCGAUUUUGUCGUAAAAGCCGAAGUAAUUUCGCUGAAAGACAGUGUUUGCUUGCUGGGCUACAUUUCGAACGGCCAUCUCGUAGCCUACAGUCUGCCAAGUUUGCGACCUUUAAUCGAUAUCGAUUUUCUGCCUUUAUCCGAACUUAGUUUCCAGACACAAUCUAACAAAGGCAUUGUAGACCCAAUGUUAUCCAUUUGGGGACAACAACUCAUUGUUAACGAGGAUACUGACCAAAUCGCUCGAACGUUCUGCUUCAGUAAUAGAGGACAUGGUUUAUACUUGGCUUCACCGUCUGAAAUACAAAAAUUCACACUGUGUACGGAAUUCUGCUCAAACUUGUCGGAAAUGAUGGGAGAGCUGUUCUUGCCAUUAGAUAUGCCCGAGCCGCCGAAAGAGGGCUUCUUCAAGGGCCUGUUCGGGGGCGGGAUUCGCAGUUUAGACCGCGAGGAAUUAUUCGGAGAAUCAAGCGGCAAGGCGAACAAGUCCAUCGCGAAGCACAUCCCGGGGAGCCUGCAAGAGAUGGGCACUCGUGUGACAAGUGCAACGGGCGAAGUCAACCGGGCCCACAAACUGAUGAUCGAACGAGGCGAGAAACUGAGCCAGCUUGAGGACCGAGCCGAGAAAAUGCGCAGCGAAGCGGAGAACUUCCAGGCGUCGGCCCACGAUCUCAUGCUCAAGUACAAAGACAAGAAAUGGUACCAAUUGUGAAGUGUUUACAUGUUUCUUGUACAGUUUUCCGUUCUAGACUAGUCCUAUAGUCAAUAGACGCGGCGGCAAGUGGCAAUUGAUCAAAGGGUGUGAAGGAGGUGCAUUUUUAACGGGUCUUUGGUUGAUUGCCACUGGCUGGCGCGAGUCGUGCUAUAAAUUCUUAAACUUAACGCGAAUUGUGAUAUUCUAUUCUGCCUGAGGAUAGAUUUAACUUGUAUUAUCAUUCAAUACUGUUUAAAAGAGCACAUGGUUUUCGCACCCAGGAUAAUUCAUUACAUUGUAUGUAACUUGGAAAUGUGUUAUUGUAGAUUUUUAAUGAAGUGUAGCAAAUUUGUACCUUUGCUACUUUAUUAUAUUUUAAGAACGUUUUAAAAGGGCUGGGCUGCCGGAAAUGCGCCGGUUUCGCAGCACUUUUCUCCUGUUCCAAAUUACAAAGCCAGUUAUUUGAGGUUCAUAGAAACAAGUCACAUAUCUAUCGUAGUGGAAACGUAGACAAACAUAUUUUUGGAGGGCUAUUUAGGUGUUAGAAUAAGCGUUUCAAUUUUUUCAUUUGUGAAACCGCUGCGUUUCCUGGUGGUUGAGCCCCCUUUGAAUAAAUCUAAGUCAUAUAUAUUCAGACCGUAGAAUAGACUUGAAGACUACAAUUGUUUGCUUUCGUUGAUUUUUGUACGUUUAUAUUUGAUUUUCCUAGUCAGUUAUCUCGUUGCAAUUGUUCUUUGGAUUUAUUAAACACUUGUAUAUACAUAGUUAGGCGCAAGUAGUCAAUGUAAAUAUGUAUACCUACCGAAAUUGUUUCUUUCACCUGUUAAAAAUGUUAGGUAUUUGGAAGACAAUAAGCUGUACGUUUCCUUGUCUUUUUCAUUCUUCAGUUUGUUUAAAUCGUUUCAAAUCGGCGUCAGGACGUGUCGCUCGGUAAAUUUUUAUUUUUGAUUAGACUGAACGGCAAGUGCUGACGUUAAUUUGACUGUGUGCUUCUUACCUUUUGUAAAUUAUUUCAUGUCUUCCUACUUCUCCAUUUAAUAAUGAUAAUGCCAAAUGUACCUAUAAUCUCACAAAAUCAAAUAAGAGAUGUGACAUAUAUGUUUGUAGAUGGUAGAAUGGUUGUUGCCAUAGAACAUUCGGUUAGUGAAAAAUCUUGUACUAUCUGUAUUUUGUACAGAUUGCGCUGGGUCCCGCGUGGGCCUCCAGACCUUCGGGAAAACUUUUAUAAUAUCGCUGAAAAUUAUUUUCACAAGUCCAGGCCCAUCUCAAUCUGCUAUGUAGCUAGGUUCAUUUUGAUUUGAGCAAGAACACGCUAGAUUAGGCGAAUUGUUUCCAUUUCUAUAUAUUUUAUUUAAUGUUAUCUUUUCAUAUAUUCUAUUCGGAACGGGAACAAUUGUUAAUAUCACGCGACCUUGUCGGCACAAUGAUGGAGCGUAUCGGAAGAAAUGAUCUUCAACUUCAAUCUCUUCAUUUCCAUUCCAUUGGAUUUAUUCUAAAUUGUUAAAACGCUAUUUAGUGACACAAAAAUUAUAUUAUUGUUCUAUAAAUAAAGGAAGGUUUGUUUUUAA
Tribolium castaneum (red flour beetle) is the source of this 6257-nucleotide messenger RNA. It is a transcript of the gene Tomosyn, whose product is annotated as tomosyn. The record is from RefSeq and is a predicted model, not a curated record. Bases 622 to 4707 code for a protein of 1361 amino acids. Gene Ontology annotation, cellular component: cytoplasm; SNARE complex; plasma membrane. Gene Ontology annotation, molecular function: GTPase activator activity; myosin II binding; syntaxin binding. Gene Ontology annotation, biological process: regulation of exocytosis; regulation of protein secretion. The transcript has 21 exons. Lineage: Eukaryota; Metazoa; Arthropoda; Insecta; Coleoptera; Tenebrionidae.